CCCCGCGUGAUCUCUCUACUGCUGCUUGUACGUUCACACACAGCAGCCGACACGAUGAGACAUGCUCUCCGCGUCACCUUGCUUUUUCUCGUCAAUCAUCUCGGCGGGACUGGAGUUGUAAAUGCUUCGUGGACGUCCGGCAGGCGAAGGUCAGCAGGGCCUUCAUGGACUACGGAGGGCGACAUCGAGGAGUUGGCGGGAGCAGGCCGUCGGCAGCUGGGUCAACAAGGAACACCGAUUGCGGAAUCUCUCCUGCAGACACCGCCAGGACUAGAAGAGUCCCGAAGGAAUGGGGCGGGAUUCGAACCGUAUGCCAACAACGGCGGGACAGUGGUCGCGGUGGCCGGCCCGGACUACUGCAUCAUCGCAGCGGACUCGCGGUUGAGCGACGGCUACACCAUCUUGAGCCGAAACGUAACCCGCGUCCACCGCCUUUCCGGGGACACUCACCUCGCGACUGCCGGCUGCUGGGCUGACACGCAGGGCUUGCUUCGCUUGCUGGAGUACUUGAUACGUGACUACGAGAUGGAGCAGCGACGGACUAUGGGCACCAAGGCCGUGAGCCGCAUGCUGAGCACGCAUCUCUACUAUCGGCGGGGCUUUCCGUUUUACACGUUCAACAUCGUGGGCGGCCUAGACGAGGAAGGCAUUGGAGCCGUGUACGGAUACGAUGCUGUUGGUUCUUUCGAGCGCGUUAGGGUGGCGUGCGCGGGUGGCGGACUUAGCCUUAUGCAACCCGUGCUCGAUCGCCUCGAUGCCGCUGAGGCGGCGACCGGGGCCGGCGGGGGCCAGCGCGCGGGGCGGGAACAGCCCGUGGUGGCUGUAGGGCUGGAGGAAGCGUUGGCGUUAGUUAGGAAGGCGUUCGUGGCGGGAGGGGAGAGAGAUAUCAGCCUCGGGGAUGAGGUGGAGAUAGUGGUGGUGACUCGAAAGGGCCACCGACGAGAACGGCUGCAGCUCAAGAGCCAUUGAGUAUUAGAACGUUCUGUGUAAAUACACGCUUGCUUUUGGCAGUAUCGGUGUUCCACCUCCUGAGUAGCAGCCCCCACGGUGGUGCCCUAUCCAACAGACAUAAUUGUCGAGGGAAAUAGAGGGGGAAGCACUUCUCAUGGCGGCACCGAGAACAGCUGCACUCAAGAGCGACAGUAGACAUCAAUAUCUUCGUAUUUUUCGCGGAGCAUGCGUACACGUGUUUCUCUCACGCGGCGGUUCCGCGCUUUUCCAAUGGUUGAUAAUGUUAUGUUGAAGUACGA
Molecule: messenger RNA, 1250 nt
Organism: Ectocarpus sp. CCAP 1310/34
Lineage: Eukaryota; Phaeophyceae; Ectocarpales; Ectocarpaceae
Source: the annotation of a GenBank genome assembly